Molecule: messenger RNA, 3555 nt
Organism: Tuber melanosporum (Perigord truffle)
Lineage: Eukaryota; Fungi; Ascomycota; Pezizomycetes; Pezizales; Tuberaceae
Exons: 4
Coding region: 244-3465 (1073 amino acids)
Biological process (GO): positive regulation of TOR signaling
Molecular function (GO): protein binding
Source: RefSeq, a predicted model, not a curated record
GCGCCCCUCCUUCUCCUUCGGCACGCACGCGAUAUCGCUCAAGCUCUCCAUCUCCCCCGCACCCCACCUAUCCAGCGCAAUCAAACCGACUGUUCCACACAUUCACCGUAAAAGCCUCACACUUGACGCUUCAGUUACUCAGCUCCCUCAACCACUCACGCAACAAACCCCCCUCCUCUCCAUCCUAUCGUAUGGACUCUAUCCGUCAAACCUGUUCGGGUCGUCUCACUUUCGGUUGAGGAGAUGGCGGAUCCCUUUAAUCCUCACUACCACUCGCAGGGUCUAACGCACCACCACCCCCACCAUCCCCACACAUCUAAUCUCCAUCCCUCGAUUCAGUCCCCCGCACCUCCACCGCCUCCACCGCCUCCGCCGCCGACACCCGCACCGGCGCCGGCCGUGACGCAUAGCAGGGCUCCCAAAGCAGUCUUUGCAAGAUUGACUCAGCCGUUUAUCGGGACGAGUAGACCUCCGAGCUCUUCUGGGCCUGGGAGUGGGCUUCAUGGGAAUCUACCGACUAGCGCUCCUGAUUGCAAUAAUUUUCUUUUGUUGAGGGAAAACCGAUAUAACCUCAAUAGCCCUAUCUUUGCGCUCUCCGCAAACAUAGAAGGUGACCAGGUCGUUAUCGCAGGUCGUGGUAUCCUUAGGAUCUUGCGUGUAAGCUAUGACGAGAUAGCUGAAGCUUCCGUCUUGCGUGUUCCCGCGGAGCAGAAGAAGCACCCGCAGUACGACGUAAAAUGGGGUACGGUCCAUCAGAAGAACACCGUUGCAACAGCGGGGACGAACGGGACUAUCUGCGUCUACGAUACUAAGGAUGGGAUGCUGGACCGCCAAUUGAGAGAGCAUGGGAGACAGGUGCAUAAGGUGGCGUUCAAUCCCGCGGAUGGGAGGCUGCUGUUGAGCGCUAGUCAGGACGGGACUGUCAAGCUUUGGGAUUUGAGGGAGAAGAAGAGUCGGCUGACGUUUGUGGGGAGGGCGGAUGCGGUGAGGGAUGUGCAGUUUAAUGCUGGGAAUGCGGUAGAGUUUGCCGCGGCGUUUGACAAUGGGACAAUUCAGAGGUGGGACUAUCGAAAGGAUAAUACUUACGAGAGGAGUCUUAGCGCUCACAAUGGACCUGCGUUCACGGUGGAUUGGCACCCGGAUGGAAAGCACUGUGCUAGUGGUGGUAGGGAUAGAACUGUGAAGGUAUGGGAUUUUUACGCUGAUCCUAGGCAAAAAGCGAAACAUACGAUUUCUACCAUGACGUCUGUUAGUCGGAUUUCCUGGCGGCCGUUGAAACAAGUGACUACGGAGUUGGCCACCUGUGCGAUAGGUAAUGAUCACAGAGUUCACGUAUGGGACCUGAAGCGUCCUUAUAUCCCCACGAGGAUAAUGGAUGAGCACGAGAAUGCCGUUACGGGUAUUCUCUGGAAGGAUGAGGACACCCUGUGGUCUUGCUCCAAAGACAAUAUGUUUGUACAAAAUGAUGUCAGCUUUGCGAGCCGACCUAUCAAUUCCCUUACCCACGGGGCAUUCUCUUGGAGCCCUACGGGGAGCUUUACAUUCACGGUUGAGCAGCGCAAAUCGCGGAGGAGCACAUCCCGGGGCUUCGACUCGGAGGACGAUCUAGCAGGUCAUGACCGGCGAAGGCAUGGGAGAAGCAGUUCCUUCAGAAGCUCAAAGCCAACACUGGGAGGUCUAGAAACCCUCGACAAGAUAUUUGUGCCGUCGCAGGCAUCCGCGAGCGUGCACAUACCCGGCCUCUUCGACGAGGUGGCCUUCUCAUAUUUAGCACAGAAUUACAUUUUUGACCUGGAAGGUGUAAUGGGCGGAUCAAAGAUCUCGCUCGGAGAGGCCUGCGAGGCGAACGCUCGGACAGCCUGGAUGAUGCAGAAGUACAGGACCGCGCAGACGUGGAAGGUGCUUCAACUCGCACUCGUGCGCGAGGAGAAGGCAAUUGAGCGCAGACAUGAGGCGAAGGCUACUGGCUUGUCCCCGGCAACGGGGGUAGCGAGUAGUUUAAUGAUGAGGAAGCAAGCACUAGCUGCUGCUGAGCAGAGUAAUUCCGGUGGAGCGACGCCGCUCGCGGGACCUACGCAUAUUGGCAUCGCAACACCCACACCGGGAAGACCUGACGGUUCUGUGGAUGAGGCGCUGCUACUGCUGCCCCCGGCUUUUGGAACAAGUCUUGGUUCUAGCACCACCUCCACGGACGGGGAAGAAUAUACUGGGGGGCAUGUAAAUGACGAUGAGACGGAGGGCGCAAAACACCAACCCCCAUUAGAUGUCACGACGGACGCCAUGGUGGGGGGGGAAAAGCCCAUUUUGACAGACUCACAAAACGGGGUAGUCAAUACCACAACUGCUAAUAUCAAUAAUUAUAAUACGACCUCCGCUACUACUGCUACCACAAUAGGCUCGCUGGCCCUCUUCUCGGAGAGCACCGGCCACUCCCCUGCAACGCCCAUCCCACCCGUACCCCCGAUUCCGAUGUACCAGUCAGCGGGUUCCCCAGCAGUGCACAUGCUGCACAGCGAGCAGUACUCCUCCUCCGCCUCCGGCAACAUGGAGAAGCGGCGGGAGAGAUUCUACUCGCUGGCUAGCGAAACCACAACCACCUCCUCAUCCUCGUACGGCGACUUCCGCAACCGUGUUAGCGAGGACGAUGACGAGAGCACAUCCCCAAAAACCGGGACCUGGAUGGAAGCGAUUGUGGAAGAGCCCCCUUUACCACCACCACCGCCGCCACCCCAACAGCCGCCUGCUUCUGCUCCGCCAUCACUACACCUCCCCUCCGCAAAAAACAAAGCCAGCCAAGCCACGCAGGGGAAAGAAGAGGACCAAACAUUCACUCUCCACCCCCUCCCCCUCUUGGAGACCCUCCUGGAAUACUACGCUUCGACAACAGACGUGCAAAUGCACACAACGAUAUUCCUCCUCUUAUCUUCCUCUCAAACAUUCUCGCCUUCCCCGCUACUAAAAGCUCUCUUCAACACCCCAACCUCAACCCCCCCUACUACCUCCUCCCCCACCACCGCCGCCAUCACCGCCACCCCUCCCCUCUCCCUUCUAGAAUCAAUAUCCUCAUAUCUGGACCUCCUCCGCCGCCUCAAUCUUCACUCCGUUGCCGCUAGCGUGAUCAAGUGUGCCCAAGCCCUCCCCGAAUUCACUGCUCUCGGCCAGACAAAUACCCAUCUAGACUUUGCCUGCGGCAGAUGCGCUCGCCCCAUUGCCAUCGCUACCGCCACUGCCACUAAUACUGCUACUUCUAUGAAGGUUGGUGCUGGGGGUGGGGGGCUAGGGUGUGGAAAGUGCGGGGCCGUUGAUGGAUGCGUGAUUUGUUGGGGCAAGGUUGGGAGGUGGAGUAUGUGCCAAGGCUGUGGACAUGGUGGGCAUGAUGGGUGUUUGAGGGAGUGGUUUCUCGGCGGUGGUACUAGAGGGGAAUGCGCUGCUGUUGGAUGUGGGCAUUAUUGUUUGCCGGAGUAGUAGGGUUGUUGGUGGUGGUGGAAGAGGGAGGAGGAAAUAGGGGGGGAAACGUAUAUACUAGCCAAUAUAUUCGUGAGACAUUAUCGAUUA